Messenger RNA from Paecilomyces variotii, 2126 nucleotides. RefSeq lists its product as hypothetical. Bases 117 to 1985 code for a protein of 622 amino acids. The record is from RefSeq and is a predicted model, not a curated record. Gene Ontology annotation, molecular function: flavin adenine dinucleotide binding; monooxygenase activity. Lineage: Eukaryota; Fungi; Ascomycota; Eurotiomycetes; Eurotiales; Thermoascaceae. The transcript has a single exon.
AGCACCUUCACGGUAGCGAUCCAGGUACCAAGUAUUGACUGCAUAUCUUUCUUUUUUUGACGAACUAUAUCACACGGAAUCUCUCCAGAUAGUAUAUCCUUACGAACCCGAACAGAAUGGCCGCCGCCCAAGUCGCAGUCAAGUCGCACGAACGACCUGAACCAGGCUCAAUCAACAUCCCCCUCGGGAAAUACCCUCCCCCGAGCACGAUCGUGCCCGAUGAUCCUGAUAAGAUCGCGACCGAGGUCAUCGACAAGUUGAACAGCGCUCUCGCGAACAAAGACGCCCAAGCGCUGUCUCGGCUGUACGUCGAUGACGGCUACUGGCGCGACCAUCUCUGCUUCUCAUGGGACUUUCGCACGCUCAAGGGCAGGGAUAACGUCGCUCGAUUCGUAACGGAAGGGCAGUCGCCUGCCAAAGUACACAUAGACAGGUCGUCAGCUAGGAAAGCGCCGCAUUAUGGACCUAUCGAUGUUGUCGGGGAAGUAAAAGGCAUCGAGUUCUACAUCAGCGUUGAAACCAACGUUGGACGAGGAAACGGUAUAGUGAGACUGGCGGGUCUCAACGAGUGGAAGAUUUUCACGGUAUUCACAUCCCUUGUCGAGUUGAAGGGUCACGAAGAGGCUAUCAACCACCGCAGACCCGUUGGUGCGCAUCAUGGUGAACAUCUUGGCCGGACGAACUGGCUCGAUCGUCGGACCGCAGAGAGAAACUUCAUCGACAAGGAACCCGCGGCGCUCAUCGUGGGCGCAGGCCAAGGGGGUCUUACUGCCGCUGCGCGCUUGAAGAUGCUUGGGGUUGAUACAUUGGUCAUCGACCAGGAGGACAGAGUGGGAGAUAACUGGCGUCGCAGAUACCACCAGCUCGUCCUUCAUGACCCCGUCUGGUUCGACCAUAUGCCUUAUAUACCGUUUCCUCCGUCAUGGCCGAUCUUUACGCCAAAGGACAAACUAGCGGAGUUUUUCGAAUCGUACGUCACGCUCUUGGAGCUGAAUGUCUGGGUCAAGACGACGAUUAAGUCUUCCUCAUGGGAUGAGAGCAAGAAGCAGUGGACUGUCACCGUCGAGCGGAGGAAAGAGGAUGGUAGCGUUGAGACUCGUACAUUCUACCCGCGUCACAUCAUCCAGGCCACCGGUCACUCGGGCAAGAAGAACGUGCCGGACUUUGAGGGGGUCGACAGCUUCAAGGGAGAUCGACUCUGCCACAGCUCAGAGUUUCCCGGUGCCAAUCCCGAGUCCAAUGGGAAGAAAGCUGUGGUGGUUGGGUCGUGCAAUUCAGGCCACGACAUUGCUCAAGACUACUACGAGAAGGGAUACGAAGUCACCAUGGUCCAGCGCAGCUCGACAUACGUCGCUAGCUCUGGUUCGAUUACGAAUAUCGGCCUGAAGGGACUGUACGAGGAGUCCGGCCCGGUGGCUGAGGACGCGGAUCUGUAUCUCUGGAGUAUCCCAGGAGAGCUGUUCAAGACACUGCAGGUCAAAUUGACGGAGGCGAUGCGCCAGAAUGAUGCUAAGCUUCUCGAAGGACUAGAUAAGGCCGGUUUCAAGGUCGACAAAGGCCCCAUGGACGCCGGUCUUCUUAUCAAAUAUCUCCAACGUGGCGGUGGCUAUUACAUCGACGUGGGCGCAAGCCAGCUGAUCGCAGAUGGAAAGAUCAAGGUCAAGCAAGGCCAGGAAAUCACCAAGGUCAUUCCAACGGGCCUCCAGUUCGCGGAUGGGUCGCAGUUGGAAGCUGACGAAAUUGUUUUCGCGACGGGGUAUCAGAACAUGAAAUCGACGACUCGGCUGAUUUUUGGCGACGAAGUGGCCGACCGAGUUGGGAGUGUCUGGGGCUUCAACGAGGAGGGUGAGGUGCGAACUAUCUGGAGACGAAGCGGACACCCUGGGUUCUGGUUCAUGGGAGGCAAUUUGGCUCUGGCGAGGUAUUACUCGCGGUUGUUGGCGUUGCAGAUCAAGGCAUUGGAGGCGGGCAUUACGCAGUACUAGUUAGUAGAUGAUUCUGUAAUGUUUUCUGCAGUGAAUAGAAAGGCCGUCUUUGAAUCUUCUCUGGGACUUCCAGUACUUUUUUGAGAUAAACAUAUUGGCAGUUGCGUGUAGAAGAGGCGUGCGGAGGCAACAGUGGCAAAU